AUGAAUUUUCAAUUUUUGGCUAUUUUUUCGGUUAGGCUCGCUACAAAGGAGGAAGUUUUAGACAGAACACAAGAAUCCGGCGAUGUCAAUGUGGUUUGGGUUUUUACUUACAACUCGAAUAGGGAAUUUUCUGUUUUCGAAUUUAUUCUAAUCAAUUUUUUGUUUUUGUUAUCAAUUUUUGUUACGUUUAUUGGAGUUUUUUGUAUCGGCAAAUCAAACAUUCCACACAGAAAUGCUCGCUGGAUUAUAAUUUCUGGCAUGUUAUUAUGGCUUGAGCUAGUUGUCAGUCGGUCUUUUGUGUUUAUUUUUCAGUGGUCCUCAGACGGCUUGCAGUCGAGGUCAGGAUUAUUGUUUUGGGCCGCCCUUCUCAGAUAUCAUUAUAUGUUUUUUGGUGUUCACACAUUGCUUUGUAUUACAGCGGAGCGGGCAAUGGCUACGAUUUUGCUAAAAGACUACGAGACCCGACCUCGAGUAUGGAUCGCGGCGAUUCUCAUUGGAGCGAACUUUCUUAUCUCGUUGACCUACGCAUUUUUAGCGGUUUUUCAGCAAAUUUUGAUGAAAUCCAUAUUUAUCGUGUGUCUCGCCGUGGCUGUUGUAUCCAUAAUUUUACUGGAAAUUAUUUAUUUUCUGAAUCGAAAGCGUCUCGAUUCUCUGAUAAGACAUGAUAAUACAAUGGUCCUUUAUACGCUGAGCAUCAAGUAUCAGUUACAGGAAAAUGUGCGCAGUUGUCGGUUAAUGCGCCCUGCGGUAGUUGUCGUCGGCGCUUUUAUAAUAAUGCUGAUUUUGGCAGAAUGUCUACCAAUUAUUCUAGAUUUUUCGGAUGAGGUGCAAAUGUGGUGCAAUUUGAUAUUUGACACGACCGUCCACACUGAUCCUCUCGUGGUUGUGCCUACGGUGGUCGCGUUGAUGGAAUCAUUUCGGAAAGUUUUUCUAUCUUACUACCGUACCCUGCAGCACAAAAUCCGCCCGAAUACGGUAGCCGUAAUCCGGAGAAAAUCGAUUUUCCCAUUUACAAAACCAAAGGAAACCGAAGGGGAUAUCUAUUUUGAAAUGUUCAAUAAAAGUGUUAGUCCCAAUAGUUUGGCGGUUAAGAAAUAA
Messenger RNA from Caenorhabditis elegans, 1098 nucleotides. RefSeq names its product Serpentine receptor class epsilon-21 (gene sre-21). The transcript has 7 exons. Gene Ontology annotation, cellular component: membrane. Lineage: Eukaryota; Metazoa; Nematoda; Chromadorea; Rhabditida; Rhabditidae. Gene Ontology annotation, biological process: sensory perception of chemical stimulus. The record is from RefSeq and is marked reviewed. The coding region runs from base 1 to 1098 and encodes 365 amino acids.